AGCAUUGAACAUAUGUUUGCAGUUAGUUUUUGUUCUGAUACAAAUACGGAGUUUUUUUUCUAAAUGUACCAGUGCUGUACAAAAAUGUUACGAACAAGCUUUUAUUUCCCAUUAUUAUGAUUGCUAUUAUAAUCUUUAAACGUCUGCCCUUUUUAGGAAGUCGUCACAGUCUGUUCUAGGAAUCUGGUGACCAAAGCUAAUUCGAGAAGUUAGUUACAUGAUCCGAGUAAAUUCAUCUUUGGAGUGUUUAUGAUGGAAUAGACUUGAAAUUCCGAUUCGAUCAGCAUGCUGCUGCUUCAAUAACCUUCUGCAAUUCUAUUCUUCUAUGUUUAUGUUACAUUUGUGAGAAUAAUGUUCUCUAAAUGAACGCCUUUUCUUGUAGUUAUUUAGUUGUGUUCAUUGUUUAACUUUAAUUUCCCAGGUUUGUUCUUCUUAAUCCUUAGUCACCCUCUUCGGGUUGACAUGAUUUAGUACUAGAAGUUAUUUGUAGCUCAUAGUGAAACAUGGACUGAUGUGGAGUAAGGAUGUCGUUUCUAAAGAGUCAGUGUCUAUAAACCUAGAUUAGAGAGCAAAGUACAGUGCUCUGUUCUUCAGGAUGGAUGUCGGAGGACAUCACCAGUACAGACUGAAAAGGAAUCUAGCAUAUGAAGAAUCUAGUCAAAACCCAAGGCAUGACACUUGGAGAUACACACGAAGCCCUAGGCUCCAUGAGAGCAGAUUCCAUGAGCCUCGUGGUAGAUUCCAUGAGCCUCGUGGUAGGCAAGGAAUUAGAUUGGAAUAUGAUCGUGAUUUGGGUCUUCAGCGACCAAGGCAAUCAUAUCAAGCUUCUCAGGGACGUGAUUCUAGAUUCAAGCACAACAGAGUCAGUUUGUUUGACCCUCUUAGCGUCCCCUAUGGCUGGUCAAGCUGCCCUCCCUAUGGUGAUAACAUAGGCUAUAUAAUCCCAUCAAAAGUUCCUCUUACUGAGUCUUUCAACAAGAAUAUUAGCCGCAUCAAAAGAUACACCCCAAGUCAAGCCAUUUAUGAACAAAAGUGCCUAUGCAGAGAAAUAGGUUUAGUUAUUGAUUUAACAAACACAUAUCGCUAUUAUCCAGAAUCAGAUUGGACAAGCCAGGGUAUUAAAUAUGUUAAGAUCAGAUGUCCAGGUAAGGACAUUCCUGAUAAUGACACUGUCAAUAAAUUUGUCGAUGAGGUCACCAAAUUUAGAUGUCAGCAUGAGCACUCAAAUAAGUAUGUUCUUGUUCAUUGCACACAUGGCUACAACCGUACAGGCUACAUGAUUGUUCAUUUUCUUGUACGUAACGAAAAGAUUACAGUAUCCGAGGCUAUCACUAUAUUUUCCAAUGCACGUAGUCCUGGAAUUUACAAGCAUGAAUACAUAGAUGCAUUGUACCGUCAUUAUCUUGAAAUGAAACCUGAAGUUGUUGAUUAUCCUAAAACUCCUGAAUGGAAGAAGCAAUCUGAUCAGAAGGAAGAUGCUACUGUUACUUCAUCUUCUACUGCUGCAGCUGUGUCUAUAUUCAAUGAUGCUGAUCUGCGAGAUCGUAUUCCAUUUGUAGAGAUUGAGAAAAUGAGGCAUUUCUGCAAUUCUGCACUGGACUUGCUUGGACAGGCUUGGCAAAACACAGAGUUUCCUGGGUCACUUCACAUUCCUCUAACCAGGAACAACUUACACCUUCUUAGGCAGCAGUGUUACCAUUUCACGUGGAAAGGUUACGGGACAAGACAUAUGAUGCUAAUAACUCGUGAUGCUUCCUAUUUGAUAGAUAGAAACUUUCAUUUCCGAAAGGUCCAAUUGCGCUUUCCUUGCAAUGAGGGUAUAUCCGAAGUUACUCAUCAUUACACGUUACUAGAUGGUGAAAUGGUAUUUGACACUGAACAAGAAACACAGAAAAGGAGAAGAUACCUCAUACAUGAUAUCAUAGCAAUUAAUGAAGUAUCUGUUGCCAAGCUACCUUUCCAUAGAAGGUUGAUGCUUGUCGAGGAAGAGGUGAUCAAACCCCGAAACUAUGAGCAUGAUUUAUUGUGGAAGAGUGAUAAUGCAUACUACCGAUAUGACCUGGAGCCAUUUGAAGUUAGGAUGAAAGAGUUUUAUGACUUAUCUGCUGCUACUAAGCUUGUCAAAGAGUUCUUGCCAUUACGUUCAUAUGCGACAGAUGGUCUUCUUUUUAAAGCCUGGAAUGAUGCGUAUAUACCUUGGGCUCAUGAAGGACUUUUAAAAUGGAAAUAUCCAAGACGAUAUACAGUGGAUUUUCUUUUUGAUGUGGGAGUCAAUAAUGAUAAUAUACUCUAUCUGCAAAGCUUUGGAAGGAGGAAGCAAAUAGAUUGCCGAGUGGAAUUUGGAGGUGCAUCAAAUAUCUCAUCAUCAUAUGCAGGCCAGAUUGUAGAGUGCUCUUGGGAUCACAAGAGAGGAACUUGGAUUUUUGUGCGUGCAAGGACAGAAAGGUCAACUCCAGACAGUGUCAACACCUAUGAGAAGGUUAAACAGCGAAUGGAUGAUGAAAUCACAACAGAUAUGCUAUUGAAAGAGAUAAGGGAUCUUUUAAGCUUACCCAUCUACUCUGAUAGCAGAAAAGAUAAUUGAGCUUUACUUCAUAAGUGCAUCCUGACAAGUUUUAUUUGCGUGGUGCCUCCGUUAUAUAUACAUAGCCAUAUAGAUAAAGAAGUUUCAAAGCGAAUUACUGAUCUUUAUUCCUCUCCUCUGCCUUGGAUUGAAAACAAAAUAUGUGCUGAACAGUGUGUAGUUCACUUGACACCACCAAUGAUGCAUUUAGUUCAGGGUUCUGUCAGGGUUGGAGAAGCUGCGUGAUAUCAGGUUUUUAAACACUGGAGUGUAUAUAUAUGCAUUAAAGUUUGGUUGCAUAUGUUGAGUGCCAUUAUUGAUGAAUAUGAUGGCAUCAACCCUUGCUGAGUAAGAAAGAACAUGGAAAAUGUCAUUGGAAACUGAAGACAGACUUUCCUAUGCAGCAUAGGCUGCAAGGCCUGCAAAUUGUGAACGGAUAGUUGAGGUGUAGUAAAUGAAGCGAGGGAUGAGCUGAUUCUUCUUGAGUUUAUCCAUGACUUUAUUUUGUCUGGUCAGAACUCACAACUGGUGGGUUUAUGAUGAGAAUGGUAAGAUUAUUCAAGCUAUUAAAAUGGCACGACGUUGCAGACAAGAGGAUUAUCUUCAGUAGAGCAUUUGACUGAUAAGCCUAAAAGUGUACAUAAUUACCGAAAGCAUAUUCAGUCAACCACUGCAUAGAUGUGUGAGAAGGGCCUGUAUGUGAUCUAGACAGGAUACAUUAAUCUAACAUGGUAGCGUACUGGAGAGUAAAAGCAACAUUUGAGACAUCGAUGUGCACUGACUGAGACAUUAGACUGUACUGAAAGUGGAAAAAGAAGAUGCGAGUUUCCUAAUUUUUUGUAUACAAUUUUUGGUCUGAAAAUGGCAGUAUGGUCUGAAAUGGUGCACAUUAUGCCGUGGACACCUCGGAUAUCCAGAGACCUGCUUCUCCUAGGCUAUUCAUACAUUGGCUCAAUAGAUAAUAUACCUUAGUCUUUUGUUUUUGUUUUUGUUUUUUAUACAAAAAAUGCUUCAUGGUGGCUAAACCCUUUAUGUGAUUCCUAUUUUUUAUAGGGAAAACUAUCAAAUAGGUCCUCAUACUAUAUCAAAAAAGUCAAUUAAGUCCUCGUACUAUAAA
This is a messenger RNA of Cuscuta epithymum, 3680 nucleotides long. Lineage: Eukaryota; Viridiplantae; Streptophyta; Magnoliopsida; Solanales; Convolvulaceae. The record is from the annotation of a GenBank genome assembly.